AUGACAUCACCCCCUACUCCCCCCUGUCAGGUACGUUGUAAAUGCAUCUCAUAAAUUGAUUGCAGGUGCUGUGUGCAUAUGUUUAUUACAUCUAGUUAUUAGAAAGUAACUAAAUGCACCGCUCAAAAAAGACAUGAUUUUACUUUUUUUUUUUUUUUCUCCUGUAGACAUUCCAUAAACUAUGACAGGUACUUAAAAAAAAAAAAACAAUAGUAACCUGCAGCACCUCACAUCGAGUAACGUUAUUGUAUUCAUUGGAUGCAUGGCUUACAUGUGUGCUACAAGUUUUAACCUGUGUGUCCGCCGUCAUGGCCCUAAUACAAGAUGUCAUUCGAUAUUUUAAUUAUCUGUAUGCUGUAAAUACCCAGACCUGCAUUUGUUGCAAAGCCAAAGAAAAUGCAAGCUGAGGGUGUUUUCAAGAUUAAAAGCACAGUUAAUAGUUUGUUUUCAGAAUUCUAUUAAAAAUGUCUUUACCUUCAAUGUAUUAUUGUUUAAUAUUAUAGUGAACAGAUAAGUUGGUAAUCUUUUUGUUUAGAGAAACUACAUAGUCAAUUUGGUGUGUGGUCAAAGGUAGACUGUCAGCUGUUGCUGCAUAUCAGUCUAUUGGCCUCACCUGAUUUGUAUUUUACUUUUUGUGCAGAAUGUUUUCUUGUGUGAUUAUGUGGUUUUUUUUUUUUUGGUUUUUUUUUAAAUUAUUUUAUUUCUGUAAUUCUUUUCAGCCCAUCAAAAACAUUAAGGAAAUAGUUUCCUUGUAUCGUGACCUAAGCCAUUAUCCAACACUUUACAGUGCAACCGUUGGACCUGAUGUCACUACGCAAUAUGGCGGCAAAUAUUGCAACAUCUACACUGGUAAGCAAUGUUAUUGAUUAUUUCCCCCUAUGCUUAGACCAUGCAUGGCUGUUAGAUUUAAAAUAUAUAUAUAUAUAUAUUCCAAGAUAAAGGAGUACUCCUUCUAUUGCAUAUGCAUCUUCAGCAUUAGACUCAAAGCGCUAUGCCACCCACCCAAGGAGUAUUUUGUAAAGAUAAAAUCUUUAUGAAAUACUCACAUUGACUGUGAUAGAAUUUCCAACCCAGUCAAGAGUUAUGCUAAAGACAAGAAGGGACUACUCAGUCUUAGUAUUUUUCCUCUGCUUGACAAAACUUGACAAAAGGCGGAGCUACCUUUUUUCCAAGUCUUAUCAUUUCCCCCAUCCGUCACUAGUGAUGGCUGUAGGAAAAAAGGCUUUUCUCAGGACCUUGCAUAGACCUCAUGUUAUGUGCACUCCUAAUGACAGAAGAUGAUUGGCAGGAAGACCAUGGCAGGACAGGUUUAGGUAAGUAUAACUCACUUUAUCCAAGAACCCUGCAGCCCUUGGACACCCAGCGGAGCAGUCAUCAAAAGGCGACAGAGUUGCUUUAUAGGUUUGCUCCAGGCACCAUGACCAUGUCAGCAUUUUGAAGUUUUCUUUGGUGUCUGUAUAUGCAGCUUUUCAGUGCACACUGAUAUAUUUAAGUUUCCUGCUGAUGUAUAAGUCCAACACUGUCAGUAGUAGUUCAGAAUGAGAGUUCUUGGUCUGGCUAAUGUAAAUUCCAUGGCAAUGGCAUCACAGCAAAAGGCUAAUGGCACCACAGUCCACCUUCAUCAUGUGACCUAAAUACUCCCAUCCCUUAAGCCCAUCCUCCGGGAUGUCCCGUCUCCUUCAGUAAGGGCAGAUAAUGCCACUAGAGGAGGAUUGAGCUACAGUGAGAACUUGGUCUUGAACAUUCUAGCAAGGCUUAGUUAAUUUAAAAGUAUGUUUUUAAUUUUUUUAAAUUGCUACUCCAAGUUUAAAUAUGUGUUUCUUAUUAUUAAACCAACUGGUAUUUCUAAAGUGCCAACGUAUUUCAUAAUAUUGUUUAUGUGCACAAAUAAGUAUAAUGUAUCAGCAUUUGCAUGCAGUAUGAUCAAUGUCUCUUCGCUUUGUUCUGUUUCAGAGUGGACACAGAGAGAUCUUGAUCGCAACGAGCAAGUAAAAUUUUGCCGACAGUACAUAGUGUUCCAUGAUAAUAACACCAUUGUGUAUUCAGGUGCCUGUGGGAAUAGCUGCGAGAUCAAGGGAGAGUAAGUAGAUUGCACAAGAACAAGGGAGCAAUUUAAAAUCGAGAGGGAGUGGGUGCAGUAUGAGGCUGAAUAAACGGAGAGCUGUGCUCUCUAAACUCGGACCUAUGGAGAAAACAUAGAACUGUAAGAAAAAACCUAGUUGGAGAAUUUUUCCAGUUUGGUUAUUUUUCCUAACAGAUGCAAUCACUUUUAUCAGUUCUCCAUAAUUUCUGGUUUAGUGGCACAGGGCACUGCUCCAAGGACAAGUGCUAGCUUACAUCACACCUCCAUUCUGCAAAAAGUGGGAACAUAUUCAAUGUAAAGAAAUGGCAAGAUUUCCUAGAUUUUUUUAGUAGAGCUAUUUUGUUUCUAGCUUGGCUGUCCAAAUAAUUUGCUUGUCUGUUAUCCAUCAUGUUAACCCUGUCAUGUUUUGAAUGACUGCUACCCUACCAAACUAGCCAACAUCUACAUUCCAUACCCAUUAUAUAGACACAACAAUACAAAAUGAGUGUCCCUGGAGGAGGGGAUGGGGCAUAGAGACCCUUUGCAAUUUCAUGUGUUACCACAGUGCAACUCGUAGUCAAACACAUCACAGCAUUCCCUAAGGCUGCUGAGGAGAUAAAGGGCGGUGCGGGGCCUCUCUACACAGUGGAGUAGACUGCACUGUCUCUUCUGUAACCCUGCUUCCCUGAGGGCUGCCUUUGUUAGCCUUUUGCUGGUGAAGAGAGAAAGGUAUUAGGGAGGUUCACCAUUUAAUAGCCCAAGACUCAGUAGUGACUAGUGUGUACCUGGUUUAGUACCAGCUCUAACAGACUGAAUUAUUUCAGGCAGCCCAACUCGAACACUUUGUGCUACUCUUUAUACAAAAUUACCCAAAUGGGGAGUCCACCUUUUAUGAGUUAAUUGCACGUAUGCUGUUCCUACUGUAUUAACACAUUAUAUCAGUGAUGUUGUCUCUAGAAGGGGGGGGGGGGUGUGAUUUAAGUGAGGUGUUGGAUGAGAGCGGGUGAAAUAAAAUGUUUAUCAAUACACUGCAUAUCAUCCAAUCAACCCAUGUCAACAAAAAAAUGCCAUAACAUCCUGCUGUGAUGGUAUCUGCACCACACCAGAAUGGGAAAGAUCCAUUCAGGUAUGACUUCAUCUUGUUUCAGGAGAUGCGAGGUGGGUACAUACAUACAUGGUCGUGGUGUCCUAAGGUUUAGCCACUAUGGCCGACCUUAUUGGAAAAGCUGUCUCGAUGCCUUUUUGUGACUCUACCCCCUAGAGCCCUAUGUGGCCUUUCUUAACAGGGAAUAAAAGAACAGUUCCUUAUCCCGUGCAGCACAUAAACGUAUGUAUAAAGUCUGCGCAGCCUUAUGACUGCUUGACCAAAACAUUGAAGGGCUAUCCUGCAGCAUCUGCACAGGUGGAAGUUAGUAUCUCGUAUAUUCUUAAAUUGAAAAACAUGACCAUCUAAAUGAGACUAAGGACCACUUUCUCAAAAAUUGGACCCAUGUCUGGAGGUUUUUGCUCCUCUGGACUCCCCACUAGACCUUCUGGUGGCAUAGUUUUGAGGGGGGGUCCACCACCCACUCACUUUGCUAGGGGACACCUUCCCACUUUUCCCAACUCACCCCUUUACCUUGUCUUUCCCAUACUGCUUAAGACCAACAUGGCACUGUAUGUCAGGGAUUCCACUUGUGAGGACACCUGCCAAGGUAUUUUAUUACUUGUUGCUGUUCUUCUCCACUGGGAGAUUUAUUUCUAAUACCUGACUUUUAACUUGUUAAGCAAAAAAUUCAAUGAACUUCUCAAUUACAAAAAGGAAGCUAAGGGUAUGAUUUGAUAUUAUUGUUCCAGGUCCUUCAGAACCUUUUGUUUCUUGUUAACACGUGUAAUAAUUUGUUUCUUUGUUUUCUCUUUUACUCCUUUUGUAAAAUGCUAAUAUGAUGGAACAGUUUAACUGGCAUUGUUGAAUAAAUAUACAAUAUGGCUCAAAAUUUCAAGUCCUAUGGUGCUAGCCAGGUAUUAAAAGUCACUGGCCACAGAUCUUUCAUGUCUCACCAUUGGUGAAUUUCUAUUCACCAGCGCAAAAUUUUCACUUGCCAAUGGCUAGUGGCAAGUGUAAAUUUUGAGCCCUGUAACAUAUAUGUCUCUGUGUGUGAGGACAACAGCUAAAAACAUUAUCUGCCGGCUGAAAUAAUGGACAGAUCAGAUAUUUAUUUCUGGCAUCAGGAAAAAAGUUACUUUUAUAUAUAUAUUUUUUUUUUUAUAUCCCUCCCCCAGGCUGCUCAGCAAAGAGUCCCUUUCUGGAUCACUGAAAGCUGUCCUACGAGACACCACCAAUGCCAAAGGGGAAAGCACGCAGUUCUUGGAGGUAAGAGGAACAUAUAGAUAUGGGGAAGGGGAGCAGUCGUUUCUUAAUGAAUACCAAGAGCGAUCAGAUGAGUGUUUGUGUUUCCCAGCUAGCUGUUAUUUCUUCCUUGUCUAGGUGUGGGACAAGAAUUGCAAAAUAAAGAGCAUCAACCUGACCUCUCUCGAUAAGCAUGGGAAGGUGUAUGAGGAUGGUGAGUUACAUUGUAUCUGCCUGAUACAGGUUCCUUGCUUCCACAGAGACUGUAAUGGGGAUUAAUAACACUCUGUCAGUGGGGUAUGCAGGAUGUGACUGAUCCCCAACAUAGUGGGAGGGAUUUUUAUCUACAUCUUUGGUUUAUUAAAUGACCUUCCGAUCUGGCACUUCUCAUACCAGUAUGAGAGCAGGUUAGUUAUUCUGCCCAUGCGUUGCCUGUUUUCUUUAAUAUAUUAAAGGGACACUAUAGUGUUAGGGAUAGUAAUAUGUAUUCCUAACACUAUAGUGCCCUAGUCGUCAUUUAGGUGAAAAAGCCUGCAAUGCCAGGGUUAAAAAAAUUGUGCAGGUCUCCUCAGUGAGAUUCCACCUCUUUGGCUGAGAUCAUCAAUGUUGAUAUUCCCAGCCAAUCUAGUGCCAUAGCAUUGGGAGGCUAGUGCUCAUGUGUGGCAAAAUGCAGAGCUAUGCAAAUCAGAUGGUCUCUCUGGAACAUCUGACUGAAAGUUUUACUUUACUUUGCUAUUAUUACAGAAGCUCCUGUAGUGGCUGUCAGGGACAUUCACUAGAGGCAGGUUAAUCCUGCAAAAAAUAAAAACGCAGUUCCUGGUGAUUAACAAUCAGGGUUAAAUCAGGGGGCACAUGGCACCCAGACCACUCACUUAGAUAUAGUGUUCCUUUAAAUAUGUGUAUUGUUUAAACAGUAUCCUAUCAUUUCAAUGGUUUCUUAUAUUGAUUGGGGGAAGAAGUAUUGCUUAUGGUACACCAAGAUAAUUGAAUGGAUUCUGUUGUUCAUCUGUUAGGCUUUGUGAACUUGUCCAUUCUCUGAUAAACACUAAUCAUCAUCUCUUCUAGACCAGUUUGGAUGUCUGUCCUGGUCCCAUUCCGAAUCUCAUCUAUUGUAUAUUGCCGAAAAAAAGAGACCCAAAACAGAAAGCUUCUUCCAGAUUGAUUCUAAAAAUCUUGGCUCAGGAGUGUCUGAUGGGAAGGAAGAUGCUAUCCCAAAACCUAUCAAGGUAAAGAUAGCAUUGCACGAUCCUUAAUAACUAGCUCACAUACAGUUUUUACACACUUGUAGAAGAAAGGAAUCCUUUAAAUUGUACCUUAGGGCAGUGAAUAAAAAAUACCGCUCCACAGUUUGUAGAAUUCAUAUGCUUUUGGAGGGAAAUCACUCAGUGAAGGAAGGAUCCUUGAUUAGUUAAUUAACUUCCCUUCUACGGGGUACGACUUCUACAUAUGGCAUUGUAAAUAAUGCCACCAAUGGUUCUAGAAACGUCCUAAUAAAUUAUGGUUUACAAAUUUCUGCAAAACCCAGAACAUACAUUUCACUACUAUAUAUAUUUCAUGUUACGUGAUAUUUGUAGGCUUGAACUUGUGUGUUGAGGGACAAACUUUGCACCAAAACCACUGCAUCAUAAUGUAGUGGUUUGGGGGCAGAAACUCCCUCUUUGCAGCAACAAGAGACUCUUCUUUGUUAAAAUUUCAGUAACUGUAAUUGGGAUGUGGAGUGAGAGGCAUAAGUGAGGGACGUGGAGAAACGGCAGUGCAGAGAAUAGUGAAGCCAAAAAAUGAAAACAUUUAUUCAGCUCCAUACACUCCACCCUAAUACUGUCUGCAUUCACACAAAUGCCACACAUAUAUACGUCAGCAUCCCACACAGACACGACAAACAUAUAUACCCUUACAUUCACACACAUGCACCACAGAAAUGUAGCCCUGCGACCCCAAAUACACAUAAACACACCCCUGCAUCCACAAGUAGACAGAUCUAUUCACUUUAUACACAUACUCACUCUCUUACAUACCAUGCAAAAUGGCAUAGCAUAUAGGAUCAUGGAAUGAAUGUGGAAUAAUCUGGCUUGUAUGACAUUGGAAUGGAAUAUACAGUAACACAGCAAACUGGAUAAGUGGAUGGAAAAGUAGAUUAUAUAGCACAUGGAUCAAGAAAAGGAAUAUAAAAUCCUGGCUAGGAAUAUUCCAUGGUGUGUGAUUGUGGGAUUCAGUAUAAGAUUAUUUUGCUUUUGGGAUCAAGAGGUUAAAGGGAAAACAAGUGAGUCAAAGCAGGAGCCAACUGAGGUCCAUGUGGGUCAAGAGUUUGAUCCUGUGUGUUAUGAGGAGGAGUUUGGGAGAGGCAAGGUGUGACGCUUUAAGGAGGUCAUCAAAUUUUGUUUUGGGCUCAAGGCCUAGAUUUUUUUUUAUUUUUUUUUUAUUCGGAAUUCCCUUUUUGUAUUUUUAACUCUUCAGGGUGAUCAGUUUGUGUUCCAUGAGGACUGGGGAGAAGGCCUGGUAAAUAAGAGUGUUCCAGUUUUGUGUGUUAUGGACAUCGAGAGUGGCAACAUUUCUGUACUGGAUGGAAUACCCGAAUAUGUGUCACCAGGACAGGUGAGACUUCCCUUUUGUUUUUUUCUGUCUCCUGUGAUUUUUGGAUUUUUAACAAUCCUCUCUAUCAUUCAUUUUAUUUAUUGUUUUUUUUUUCAUUUUUGGUUCUUCAUUAAGUUUGAUACCAUAAAUAACUAAAAUAUAUUUAUAUAAUAAAGACACACUCGGGAGCCAGGUGGUUAGACUUGAGUGAAAUAGAAUCUAACUUAAUGUGGCUCUGAUACCUCAAACAUACCUAUUUCAGAGUCUGUUCUUUGUGUCUUUAUUUCUAAUCUAUUUGCCCUUAAGACAUAAGUCAAAGUAGGGACUUCUUUGUCGUAUGCAUUUUUCCUACACCUGACAAUUGUGACAAAAAGGUGGAGUUUAAGGCAUGCUCCACUUCCCAUGUCAAGCUAGCAAAUACCUCAAUCUGAAUACUUGUUGGUGUUACACUUACUGCACAUUACAGCAUGAGUGAAAUGGAGUUCCUGGAUCUUAUCAUCCAUCUAGAACAGGGAUAGGCAACCUUCGGCACUCCAGAUGUUAUGGCAAAGCAUCAUGGGAGGUGUAGUCAAAAACAUCUGCAGUGCCGAAGGUUGCCUAUGCCUGAUCUAGAAGAUAGAAAACUAAUACGAAAACCCAUUUUGAAGAAGUCAUCGUUAACAGUUUUCUUAAGAGAGAGUAACCAAUUCAGUGACUUCCUGCAACUGAGAAUAAACUGUUUAUGGACAAAGAAGAAUAUAAAAAAACAAACAAAUUUGAGGCUCAGAGCCAUUGAGAAAGUUGAAAUGUGUUUGGCUAGAGUCUGCUUUUAUUGCUACGAAAGUCAUAAAAAUCUGGAAGGCAAAAUUGGCUUUGUUAUAUGAACUUACACUGAAUCUGAAAAAGUAGCUAAAUAGAAUUCUCCUCUAAUGUGAGAUCCGCAUUUUAUGAUAUGCUUGUAACUGUACAAUGCUAUUGGCGACUUUUUGUCUUUGAUCUUCCUCUUCAUUACCUUUUCUCUCCACUCUAAUAGCUCUCAAAAUUAAAUCCAAUUGGGUACACAGUGAAUUAGAUCUAAGUCUACAUUGAAGGAGACAUAAUCAUUAGGACUGUUAAAGUUUCUACAUACAAUUUGGGAGUUAUUGCUUACAAAAUAUAAAAUUGUAAAUAUACACGUUUUAUAUUUUACAUUGCAUAUGCUUGUACACAUAACUACCUACCUGCAUGAUAGGUUAGAUGUAUAUCCUACUUAUAGAACUGCUGCCCCUAAUGGAUUUCCUACACCAUAAUGCUAUCCUAAGUUAGUCUAUUAGAUUUUUGCUUUUAAACAUCCCUAGAUUUGAGUAUGUGUAAUAUACCUUGACUAUACUUUGGGUGUGGUACUUGUGGUAAUUUUUUAAAUUAAUUGAUUUAUAUAUGUGUAUAUAUAUUCUCCUUUUGCACUUCAACAAAAUAUUUAGUUGUAUCUAAAUUGUAAACCAAAUGUAUUUGCAUAAAACAAAUUUUGGUUGCAAUCAUAAAAAAAAACGUGAAUAAAUUAUGGGUGUACACUCUGGGAAUUGUGUAUGGAUGAGUCCGGUAGUGAAGGGGUUAAGCUUCAUAUGUGCAUGUCUUUUGGACUAAAUGUUUGGUGGGAAGUUAACUAGCCCAAUAUAUAGGUUCAAUUUGUAUAUCUACAUAUAUGAUCUUGUAGUAUUUUUUGCAGUAUAAUGUUUAUUAAACUUUGAGAUUAAAUUGCAAAAUAAGUGUGAGAGGAAGCUGAACAGUGUUGCCAUAUAAAACUAAUUGACCGUAAGAAAUCUCCAGAAAGAUGAAGAUAAGACUAGGAAUCUAACAAUUAAAAAAAAAAAAUGGAAAAGGAAAAGCAGCAGGUUUCUAUGUAUAACUAUUUCUGCGUUUCUGCUCCAGGGCACGUUUUUUUAGAGAUUUUUUUAGCAGUUUUAAGUUCCACUUUUGGCUUUGGUUUCACCUCCUUGUUACAUCGAAUCCCUUUUUCUUUACCAUAGGCAUUCUGGUCCCCUGAUGACACUGGAGUUGUGUUUGUCGGCUGGUGGCAUUCCCCUUAUCGACUUGGCUUAAAGUAUUGCCCCAAUAGGAGGUGAGAUUUGCCCCAAAUGUGAACCUUAACAUAGCACUUUUUCCAAUAAUCCCACUGACCUGAUUUUUCUACUCCUAGAUCUGCACUGUUUUUUGUGGACCUGACUGGCGGCAAAUGUGGUGAGUGAGUAGGAUUGGUGCAGUUUGAAAAUGUUAUUCUCUAAUCCAGGAAUAGUUGGAGAAUUGGCAAAGGAAUUGCACAUUUUAAUUUGUGCCCAUAAAUGUUAUUGCUUUGAGAGCACAUUCCAAAAUUAAAGUGCUCUGGAUAAAUGUCCAUACACAGUCUGUCGUGUCCAUACACAUCUUGUGUGAUGCAUAUCCUGUGAAUAAUAUAAAGUGACACUCCACCGCCUAAAUACAAAAUAAAUAAAAAUCACUCUGUAGUAGAUAUACCCCAAAUUUUUAUUGCGGUGUGUGUAUAUAUAAAAACAUCUUGCAAAAGUUGCUGUUCUGUCUUUUGCAAGCCCUCCCCUUCUAACUCCAUCCAUAUUUUCCAUAGCUGUCCAAUCACAGGCUUCCUAUUGCAGCUCAAUGAUAAUUCUUUGCAAGGCUCUGGGCUAUUGCUGCCUCUUGAGUUUAGCUCCACUGAGCUAACCAAACCAGGAAGUAACAGGGCCAGUUGUCUACUUUAAAGCCAGGGGAGUGUAAUCAGGUUCAUUUAUAAAAGUGUCAAUUUAUUUUGAAAGCUGCCCUUUUUGCAAAAUUAAAUAAGGAUUAUACACUCGUCAUACAUACAGCUGUUUAACAAGCUAAACUGAUUUUGGGGUCUGGAGUGUCCCUUUACACAAGAUUUUAGAAAGACUUAACAUACUGGCUGAGCUACUAAGAAGUGCAAGGUUGGGAUUUAUAAACAAAGAGAUAGUUUAUCAGAUUAUUCAUCAAGAAUGGAAUCUGUCAACAAGGUGGUUAUAUGAGGGGGCAUAACUAGCACACAGGAAACAAGUGUCCAAAUGAUCAGUCUUAAGGGCAUGUGUAAACAUUUUAUGGAUUAGGUCAAGGUGCCAGUGGGACAAAAGUUGAAGUCUUUCCUUCAUGUGUAUACAUGUGGUGACUUAAUUUUUUAAAUUUUUUUUUUAAUUGUUUGGUAUUGGCAAUCAUAAUGUUUUAUUAUUCUGCUAAAUACUGACAUCAACUAUACUUCCAGUCCUGGGUUUUGUUCAUCACAAACAGAAACAUGAAUUGUUAUGGAAUAAACUAUUCCAUAUAUUGGCCUAAACUUUGAAAAUCACUUUCAAAUCCCGACAGUACACAUUUUAGUGAAUCCCUGUCUGCUACUUUUCUAGCUUAGUGUAAAGUUAAAAAGCUCUAUUUUUGUGAAUUCUCCUUUAUGUAUUUAUUUAUUUUGUAAUGUUUGCCUUCCCGCCCACCACCCCCUUUUUUUUUUUUGACCCUCCUGCCUUAUUUCAGAAACACUCUCCACGGACUCGGCUUCUGUUUUUUCACCCAGAUUGAGCCCUGACAAGUGCCGUAUAGUAUAUCUAAUGUGUGAACAAUUUGGACCUCAUCAGCAGUGCUGCAAACUGCUUAUGGUUAGUAUAAUCUUUUCCAUACACUUUUUCUACCCUGUUCAUUUCCAGCUAAUCUACUGAUUCACAGGUUUGGCAUGUCUAUUUAUAUAAUUAUGUGCCUGGCAUGUAUUUGAAUUUUAAGAACUUUAUUGAAUCUGACAAUAAUGGAGUAUAUUUAUCUCAAGUGUUCUGAAAAGCGAUGAUUCAAUUCUGUCCUUAUUUUGAUCAUAUGUCUUAUAGCAACAAAAAAAAAAAGAGUACAAGAGAAUACUGAGAAUUGACAACAGCUCAAGUAGCCUGCCCUUUGGUGGGUAACUGCUGAGAUCACAAGCUGUUUUAGCUCAUUACAAAGAAAACCUAGGCCUAUUGAAUAUGAUAUAAAAUUACCAAAAUGAGCGCACUUGAACUGAUGACAAAAUAGUUUCAAAAAUAGACAUAUAUAUAUAUAUAUACUCCAAACAAGCUUAUACAACACACAAUAAGUGCAAAAAAACCCCAACAAUUUAAGUGCAUAGACAAAAAAAAAAAAAAAAAGUGUAUAAGUGCUUUAGAGGUGAUGAGGCACUCAGUUCAGCUGCACUGUACCACAGUGACACAAAACGUAGUUACAAACCAGAUAAAAUUACCGAAAUGAGCACACUUGAACUGAUGACAAAAUAGUCUUCAAAAAUAGACAUAUCUAUUCUCCAAGCAAACUUAUACAGCACACAAUAAGUGCAAAAAAACAACAAUUAAUAUAGGCAAAAUAAACAAAAAGUGUGUAAGCGCUAUAGAGGUGAUUGAAUAUAAGACUGUUCCCACCCAAAAGGGCAGUCUAGAUCCAAAAUGCAGGCCGUCUCUCUUUGCACGAGUGUCUGGAUUACAAGUUGAUCCAGCACGCAGUACUGUGUCACACCUAGGACUAAGGAUAAAGUAUAACCAGACCUUAGAAUGGCCGGACUUAACGUCUCCAAGAAUAAUCAAAAUACUUGCCGAGGUCACGGACACAGAAUCAGACACAAAAAUGAGGGAAAGCCAGAAGUCAAGGAUACCAGAUAUCAGGGAAGUCAAAACAAAGCCAAAGUCAAAUACCAGAAAAUCAAGAUCAGGAACGCACUCUCGGUUAACCAUAGGCAUGAAACCACGACAGGGCAAUGAGCAAGAGGAGAGUUGGGUUUAAAUAGACAUCCUGUGGAUUGGCUGUAACCGGCUGUAACCGGCCUUUGAACCCAAAGGCAAUUACCAGGUGUGUAUGAUUGCUGCUCAGCACAAACCCUCCUGUGGAUUUGAUUGGCCAUGACCGGCCUUUGAACCCAGAAGUAAUUACCAGGUUUCCAUGUGCAUGAUUGCUGCUUGGCACAACUUUUCCUGUCAGGACGGUAAUGAUGCUCGGCACAACUUUUCCUGUCAGGACAGUAAAUGCCAUUAACCACUUUUUUAUGUGUGGAUGAAUACAUGACAACGAGAGCUACAGCAACCCCAUGCAAUCAUUUUGGCCUUGUUAAGCUUCGUCAGUGAUGAGGAUUCCAUGGUCACUGUACCUUGAAGGGGUAUCAGCUACACCUCACGGACGAGGCCUAAAGUAGGCCGAAACGAUUGUCUGGAGUUGCUGUAUUUCUCGUGCAGAGGGAACUUGCUGGCAUUUGGUUCUGGACUGCCCUUCUUGGUGGGAUCAGUCUGAUAUGGAAAUUGUAUAGUUUACCUUUGUAAUAGCACAAGUGAGCAAAAACAUGUUUAAACCUUUGUGGGUUUCUCCCAGCUUUUGCCCGUUGUCAAAGUUAUCAUAUUCUCUAUAUUUGUUAGUGUUCUAAAAGUUAUCUAAAAAGUGACAGUUUUCUCCAUAGUAAAUUCUGCCAGUUUUCACAGAAGUUCUAGAAUAAAGAGAAGUGAAACCGAAAACUUUUCUGUUGGAAAAAGUAGGGGAGGGAUUGAUAAAUCCUUUUGCUUUGCUAAAUAAAUGGUGUAGAUUAAAAAAAAAUGGUGUUCGGACAUAAAAGAACAAAUAAAAAAACCUGACAGAUAUAAUAAAUUGCUGCAAAAAAUUGCCGACAAUUAGAAGUGAAACUGUCUCCGUGAUAAAUCUCCCCCAUUGUUCUAAUAUAUUGCAUACUAGUAAUAUUCUGAGGGUGGAGAUUGCUUACCAAAGUCGGGCUGUACACUAAAGUAUGAAUUAUAAGGAAUUCAAAUUGAAUUAAAACGUUUAGGCCAAAGUAGAGUAAAACAUAGCUGGCAUUGUCAAAUUUAUACAGAAAAAUGUCCAAUGGAUACAAAGUCCAGAGGACACAAAGAAGUCCCUAUAUUUAUAAGCCGCCUUCAUUGCUACAGAACCCAUUCUACCCCUUCUACAUUGCAAAGCUUAUUAGCGUCUGUUUUUUAUUUUGUGUGUAUUUAUAAGUUUCCUUUUUUCCUCUUUUGUUGUGGUUUAUUUAUUUGUUUUUUUAUUAUUAUCUAAUAAACGGAAUUUCUAAUCAUAUUGCAUAAUACAUGAUUUUCAUAUAGGGACUUCUUUGUGUCCUCUGGACUUUGUAUCCAUUGGACAUUUUUCUGUAUACAAUUUAUCUAAUUCUUAGGGUUACCCCCUUUAACCCCUUAAGGACACAUGACAUGUGUGACAUGUCAUGAUUCCCUUUUAUUCCAGAAGUGUGGUCCUUAAGGGGUUAAGUCCCUUUACACACUCCAGGCCCCCUCUGGAGGUCCUCUCUUUCUCUUGUCCAUUGUCAAAUUUAGCCAAACUGGAAAAAGUGUCAUUCACUUUGACAGUCUGACAAUUUACAUUAGUGAAAAGUCACUGUAAAAUGGACAAUUCGCCUGUAGCACUGGGCAUAAAUUUUUACUUACAAAAGCCAGAAUUACAAUUGUACUUACAAAAGCCAGAAUUAUGCAAAAUAAACAAGGGAAUUUAGGACAGUAGAGACAAGUUAGACAAAAUUACUUAAAGGACCACUCUAGGCACCAAGACCACUUCAGCUUAAUGAAGUGGUCUGGGUGCCAGGUACAGCUAGGGUUAACCCAUUGUUUUAUAAACAUAGCGGUUUCAGAGAAACUGCUAUGUUUAUCAAUGGGUUAAGCCUUCCCCCAAAGCCUCUAGCGGCUGUCUCAUUGACCGCCACUGGAGGCGCUUGCGUGCUUCUCACUGUGAUUUUGACAGUGAGAGCACGCCAGCGUCCAUAGGAAAGCAUUGAUAAUGCUUUCCGAUGCGACCGGCUGAAUGCGCGCGCAGCUCUUGCCGCACGUGCGCAUUCAGCCGACGGGGCGUAUUGGAGGCGGAGAGGAGGAGGAGAGCUCCCCGCCCAGCGCUGGAAAAAGGUAAGUUUUUACCCCUUUCCCCCUUCCAGAGCCGGGCGGGAGGGGGUCCCUGAGGGUGGGGGCACCCUCAGGGCACUAUAGUGCCAGGAAAACGAGUAUGUUUUCCUGGCACUAUAGUGGUCCUUUAACCGGAGAAUAGUUGUGGAAUUGACUACAUUGUUUUUGCUAGUCACAGUUUAUUUCUUAAGUAUUUUUUUUUAUUUUUAUUUAUCAUCUAUAUUAUUUAAUUUAAUUUUACUUUAUUUGUUUCCAGUAUGAUUGGUAUACAAAAGUGACCUCCACUGUGGUAGAUAUUGUGCCCCGAAGCACUGGUGGUGAGUAAAGAGAUUUGUAUAUUAAUUAUGAAAGUAUUUAUAUUAAUGAUAUAUAUUUAUUUUUAAAAUUAAUUUUUUUUAAAAAUGUUUCCUGCAGAUGAUUUGUUGCAUGAUUAUGUCAAAAAAGUGGAAACGAUAAUGAUAAUAGCACAUCUUUUAAUGUUUAAUAUUUGUUAAAUAAAUCAUUUUUCUUUAUUAUUAUACCUUGUCUCAGCCAUAAUGUUUGUGCUGUUUAGAUUUGGAAAAGAUGGAGACUCUAUUUCAAAAGUGGAUGUAGUGGUAAAUCCAUUGGUAACUUGACUAGUAUAAAGGAGACCAUGGACUAUGUGGGGAUAUUUAUGGGAUAAUAAUAGUAAACAGUUGAGAAUUGCCCACUAAUUCAAUUCUCAGAUCCCAAAGAACGUUUAUCGUAAGUGAGAAAUAUUUCAUGUAAUAAUAUCACAAUGUAUAAAAAUAGAUUUUUAUUUAUAAUGACUAAUUAAUAAUAAUAUGUAACAUGCGUGAUAAUAAUCAAUGAAUAUUCAGUAUAAAAUGAUAUGCAAUACAAAGAAAUGGGUAUUACGUUUCAAUGGCUAAAACAGCAUUAUCUGUCAAGACUUCUGAUGAUUUAUGAGGUAUCCUUAACACAGACUGAAAGUGAAACUUUUCACAGUGAAGAACAGAAUUCCUCAGAGUGCAGCAUAAGGUCGUAAAGUUUAGCUGACAGUUAGAAUAACCCUUUCAAUGCUGGCUAGAUCUCCUAGGUAGUUAAGAUCUAUUCUUAUGUAAUUUUAAAUAAAAUAACAUUUAAACCAGUUCAUUAGUCAUUUCCUGGAACCAUCAAAUAAGAGAAUCUACCAUAUUUUAUAAGCAGAUUUUAAUUUGUCUAAAAGAUAUCUUAUCUUAAUUUAGAGCAAAUCAAUACACCUGGAUAAAAACAGCGGUAUGCUAACACGUGAUAAUAUCACAUCAAUAUAUAAUUAUUCUUAAUUCCACCUGCAGAAUGGAAUGUUUAUAACUAUAUAUUCUUUAGUUAACUAAGAUUUCCUAAUAUGGAAAUCUGACCGUGCUUUAUCCAGUCAUAUAUAAUGCUAUUAAUACAUUUUAAUUAAUUUAAUUAAUUAAAUGAAAUCAGUAUAAUUACCAGUUGAGUAGAUAUUUCAUCCGAUUGGUAGUCUCAGGAACUUAUUUGGAUGUCUCUCUGCAUGGAGGUUGGAGUCCCCAAACUUCCAAUUCCUCUCUCCUCUUUUUCCUUCUCCUUUUCAUCUCCUGCAUACCCUGCAUAUCUCUAUCUUCCGUUUGUCUUAACUUUUAAAGGGCCAGACUCUCUGUACGUCAUCAGUUGAUAACCUAAUAGAAGCACUAGAGGUGUGGUUAUCUUCCGGAUCGCAAUUUAGUUAUUUGGUGUAUAGAGGGCAGUCUUGUCCCACUAAACAUACCUAUCCAGGAAAGCGUUAACUUUUCCUGGUGGCUAUUUUGACGUCAUUUUGGCCUAUCUAGAUAGUGGCCAUAACUUACGUAUCCUUCACAGAUCAAAGGGUUUAUUUAAGUUUUGUCCAGACUAUGUGUCUAGCAAUCUGAGUUUUGACCCGAAACUUACAAUGGGACCUUAUAUGUAUAGACAGUUAAAUUGUAUUAUUUAAUCUUCUCUGUCACAAUUGUCUGGGUUUAGAAUUGAUUAUAUUCUUCUUAUCAUUUGUUUAUACUAUGCUAUGCAUUCCUUAGCUCUGGCAAAGUGGCUAGUCUUACAGAAAGAAAUCUUGUGUCUUUUUGUUAACUUGAAAAUAACAAAAUGGAGUCUGGUCUGUUCAGAGUGACUCAGAAUAUACACUUUUAGUUUCUAUCAUAGCACAAAAUGUCUGCCGAUAUAAAUACCCUGACAACUAUAAGGCUAAGUCUUCUUCUCUCUGCAGAAUUAUUUUUUUUAAUCUGCUGCUUGCCAAAACCAUUCUCUUAUUGCAGGAGCUUCAGUCACUAGAAUUGAAGACCAUUAUCUUCACUGAGCAGAGGAAGCUCUCAUGGGAGAUUCUAAAAAAGAAAGCAUUAAUUGCCACAUCAAGAACAUAGCGAGAUAUUGUAGUAGAAGAUUUGCGUGGCAUUCCUAUUUACUGCACAUUUUAGUAUUAUUUAAACAGUAGUAUACAGCUUGAGGCAUGAUGUAGGCUAAUGACAAAUACAGAGCAUAACUAAAAGAGUAUGGUGUAACAUACUAGAGAAAUAUUGUAAAGAGUAGAACCACUGGAAUUAGGUUUAUCAGUAGAUUAGGCUGUUGCACUACACACAAAAGUAAAAACAAUUAAAAUAUAUUCAACUGAUACAGUUACCCUUAGCAAGGCAUACACAUUAUGUAAGACGAGAUGGCAACUUCUGUUCCAUCUUUCUCCUGGUUAUGAGUGCAGAUCAUGCACUUAGGGGAUAAAAAUUUGGAAGUGCGCUUGGUCGAUGUACAAUAAGGUGGAAUCAUAUUCCACAGGAAAGAAUCUCAACAGAACGAAAUGGGGUCAAGCAGACUGGUAACCCAUCCCCUCAAUAUUCCAACAGAUGAAGGUUCUGUUUGGCAGACUUGUAAUAGAUCACAUGGCUUCAUGCAAAACCAGAAAAGUUCAUCACUUAUUAUUGUUAUUAUUUAUAAUUUUCUUUCAACAAGAGACAAGCCAGAUUUGUAUGGAUGAUGUCUCAGUCUCUUGGUAUUUUCAGCUAACCUGUUUAUUCCCUCCUGUGUACUUCCCAUUGUAUUGAGGAAGAUUAGACAGGACAGAUUAGCAUGUAUAACCAUCUGACUAUUUUGACCCAGGAGACUGGUUUAUGGACCUGAUAGAAUGUUUGUGAGGGAGUUAAUGGAAACGUCACAGCCUUCCAAGCAGGCUAAAAUCCAUUAAAGUUUCAAUAAAAAAACCUGUUAACUCCACCCAAUGAUGCUAAAGGAACACUCCAGUCCUUGUAACUACUUCAUCCCAAUUAAGUUGUUAUUGGGGGCUGGAGUUCUUGGGUAUCCUCUUACCCUAUGUUGUUAAACUGGUUUUUUUUUUAUUGUUUAACACAGACAUUGCUGCUCAGGUGGUCAUCACACCCCACCCCCUUAGUUUUCCCCUCAGCUACUGUGGUAAAAAGGAAGCAUUGACUGGUUGUCGUGUGAUUGGCUGAGAGCCACAGCUGAUGCUCUCAGCCUAUCACUGGCCAUUCCAUGAGAGUAAAAGGGUUACCAUUGAUAGGCUGAAAGCAUGGAAGAGGGUAUUUACAGUAAGAAAUCAUUUUCUGCUCCUGGUGCAGUAGAAUAUUAUGUAUCUUUAUAUAUAUAUAUUUUUUUUAUUAUUGUCCCUUUUCUUGCUUCCUUUCCCCCAGAACAUUGUUAUACCCCCAUUCAGUGAAGUGAAUCAUAGUUACUCAACAUCUUUUUUUCUUCCCAGGGCAGUUUGCAGGUAUUUAUGGCACAUUACUCGCUUCAUUCUGCUGGUCUGCAGACAGCCAACGAGUGGUUCUUGAUACGGUGCAGCGCAGUAAACAGGUUAGUCAUGGAUGAAUACAAUGUACUGUGGAUAUACAGAAUCCAUAUAAUUAUCUAACCGAUCUUGUUUGUUUCAGAGUCUGUUUGUUGUGGAUAUAAUAAAUGGAAAGCUGACACCACUCCAAUCCAAAGGUAAGAAUGGAUAUUGGACAAUAUAAUAAAAUGUUUGUACUGGUGAGAUUAAAAUGUGCUUCAGAACUUAAAUAUAGAGGAACUGAACUCUAGUGGAUGAUUCACAUGGGGUGGUGAAGGAAUACAGUGAAAAUCUUUAAUUCAAUUAAUACCUUUCUGAAUGGUGUAGAGUAGAGCAAUGAUGACUCACCUUGGCAGCCUAGGUUUUUGCAAAUUAAAUUUCCCAUGAUGCCGCAUCCCAAAUAUUAGCCACAGCUGGUCUGUCUUUUCUCGUUAGAUCUCUAAAUUAGAAAAUGUAAAUUUAGUUUUUUUACCUUUUCCUUUUUAUUUAAGGAAAUUAUCCACCAGGAUCCUGGAAGGUGUUGGCUAUUGACAGAGAUCUACUUGUUACCUCAUUUUCCUCUCCAAACCACCCACCUACAAUAGUAAUACCUGCAUACUUUUAUUUUUUUUAUAUUGAUAUGAAUUUAUAAAGUUAUGUAUUUAUUUUUGUAAAGAUGGAACCAUGUCUCACGAACUGUGCUACUAAGGUUCUUCUUAUCUGUGCAGAAAGUGGGGUUCUUACCCCCUAAUGGCAAAGAAGAUGACAUCGCAUGGGUUUCAUUGAAGGAAGAUAAUUCUGGUUUUAAUAUAGAUUGGAGUUUCAAAGUCCAUCAACCUCCUCAAGAACAGGAGAACUCAAAGUAUCGUAAGUGACAGCGGAGAACGAAUUGCAUAUGAUAUAGUAGUUAUUUUCCACUGAAAGUACAUCUUGUUCUGACUUACGUUUGUAUAAUUAAGGUCUUCUUCUUUUUACUUAACUACUUGCAUAUUCCUGUAUGUGAGGCUUGUCCUGAGCUGAGCUUUUCCCCGUAAAGGACCUCAGCACAAGCCUCACAUACAGAACUCGUACCAGUCUUCAAAUUCUUCUUUUAUCCUAGGAAUUGAAACUACUGAUGUCCUGAGGUACUACUGAGAGCUGUCCAUCAUACUGAGGACUAAGUCUAUUUAAGGCUAUAAUGCUAGUUUGCACAAUCAAGAUAUAUGUCCUAUUGUGCCACUGAUUUAGUAUGGUACCUUAUACUGAGCUGUAAAUAUAUCACCACACUAGUGAUUGUGGCACCCUGAGCUUUAUAUCUCUUGUAGCUAUACGGAUUUGGUUUUAUGUUUUAAUGCACUCCAAAGCUGAGAUCCAAGGAAACACAAAGCUACAAAAUAAGGUGAAAGCACACCUAAAUGAGUGUGUAAGUGACGUGGAAAUCUGUUUAUCUGGUGCACAGAGCACAUUUCUUUGUGUUGACACACUAAUUGAAACUUAUGUACAAUGUAUAUAUUUGUCUUACUGAUAUGUUUGUAUUACUUGUGGUCUGCAUGCCUAUAAUUUCUUGCCUUCACAAAUGCAAUUUCUCAAUAAAACAAAAAAGAUUUAAAUAUAUAUAUAUAUUGGUGUUAUGUAUGAAAUACUAGAAUGAGAAGAAUGCAUUUAGGAAAUAUCUGUAUCUUUUUCAGCUGGCCUCAAUUUUGAGUCUAUCUUCCUUAAGCCGCAGAACAUCUCUGCUGAGAGCAAAAUUCCCUUGGUCGUCUACCCUCACGGUUAGUAAUACUGCUGUAUUUGAUUAAGGGUGGAGACCUCAAUUUCGAUGUGUUGCACUGUUUUCUAAAUUUUAUAUUAAAUAUCUAGGAAUUGACAUCACAAUCCAGUUCUGCACAGGCACAGGCAAGGCACGCAUUGCAUUGAAUGAGAAACUGAAAGUGAUUCUGUUUCUCCUCCUCUCUCUAUGCUGACUUCACAAGCUGAAAUGAGUUAUAAUUUAAAUCAAACCAUUACUUUCACUAUUAAGUCUCCAUUAUUCUGAUCUUGGUGACUAAUAGUCUCCAUCAUGUCAGACGUGAUGGUGAUUACCUGCCAAUCAAUGUUCCAGGGGGUUGGUGUAAGGGUGAAUGUUCUAUUCUAGAGCGUCGCGAGCUUGUUUAAAGCACAGGAGGAGGAAAGAGAGUGGCGAGGGGCACAGGUGAGCAUGGGAAAUGCCCCGGUAUAUGUGCACUGGGCUGUUCACCCCUUAAGGACACAUAAGAUGUGUGACAUGUCAUGAUUCCCUUUUAUUCCAGAAGAUUGGUCCUUAAGGGGUUAAAGCACCAUUAAUAGAAGUUCUGCCUGCAACGUUCCGACUCAACCUUGACAAAGUCCAUGAAGUUGGGUUGAAACGUUGCUGGUUCCACACAGGUGGAGUACAUCUCUUUGAUAUUUACCUUUGGUGUUGCGGCUCCUUUAUUGGUUUUCUUCUAUAUGUGAGGCAAUUGAGAGUCUUUUUUUUUUUCACCCAAACUUGUGCAGGCAAACAUGAUUUAUAAUUACAACAGACAUUUCAGUUUCCAGUCAGUACUAACCACAAACUGAAAUGCUAGUUAUAAUUAUAAAUCUCGUCCUGCACAGAUUUACACAACAGUUUAAUGCAGACAAAACAGCCGUCCAUGGAAGUGUCCUUUAAUAGCCCUGUGCAUAGAGGCAAAAAUUAGGGACUGUAAAAUUGCAAUAUUAAGUAAGGUAGUAAGUAUUCUGAAUACAAACCGCAAGUGCGGUGUCCCAUGACCUCAUCAGUUCCCUGCAGCAAUUAAAUUGUGUUUUCAAGUCUGUUUAACUAAGUUCUAAUUAAGGGUCAGUGCGUUGCGAGGCCCAUGUUAGCGGAAUAUUAUAGUUAGCUCUUAUUAUAUCCUGGUGUUGUGGGUCCAAUAUCUUUAUUUGAUUGGGGAUGUUCUCACAAACAGGUAAUGAUAAGCAUACUUCAUUUCUGACUUGGUGUUCUCUCCUUUCAAUGUCAGCUACUUUGUUCCUGCAGCUCAGCUCACUGGCCAAUACUGCUAAUGGCUGAACUGUAUGUGUACAAGAGUUAAGACACAACUAUGUUAGAAAUGAGAGUGUAGCCGAAGAAAAGCUAUACACAUUUAAUUAUGCAAAUAAAUUGAGCAUACUAUUGAGGCCAAGAGUUAUGAUACAAUAACGUUUUUUUGUUCUCAGAAUCUGCUUUAAAAUAUAUUGGAUAUGUAAACAUAAUAUAAAAAAUUUCUUUGUAGGAAACGGUCACCACCAAAAUAUUAUAAAGAUUUUUUAAAGUUUUAUUUUUUAUUAUUCAUUAAACAAUUCUACUGUGUCAAAUAAUUUCUUCUCCACUUCAUGUAUUUGUAAUAUACAGCGGUAAUUCUUUUUGGUGUUUCAGUAAUCAUAAGAAACAAAAAAACACAGAUUAACACUAAUUUGUUUAGUGCUUAUGCUUUAUCGUUAAUGGUCUGUAAAUGUAAUCUAAAACUAAAUUGCUGAUAGUAUACUUUUAAGUGAUAGAUUUCCUUAUUCUGUUCCAAUGUCUACCUCACCUAGGAGGCCCACACUCUGCCUUUGUCAGCGAAUGGAUGCUUUUUCCGGCUAUGAUGUGUAACAUGGGUUUAGCUGUACUACUAGGUGAGUGUCUUUAAAGGCAACCCGUCAUUAUUAUUAUUAUUAUCUAUUAAUAAAUCCUAAUGUAUAGUGGUCAGGCUCGUCAAAAAUUCAGUGUUGAAUAGUUUCAAUCCUCUAAAUACUGCACAGUCUUAGCAGAUAAGUUUUAUUUCAGAUUAAAAAGUAUUAAAAAUGGCUGUUCCAUAAACAAGGGUAGACCGGGAGAUACUAUUUUAUGCUAUAACUUCUUAUUAGCAAUUAUAUAGCACUGACCUAUUCUGCAGUGCUUUACAAUUCCAAAAUGGGCAUAGCAUAUCUGAUCACAAGUAAUUGAAAUAGAAAAUACUGACCGAAAGAAGAGUUGGUUGGUAUGUAAGUCUAUAUUUCAUAUAAUAGUUUAUUUUCAGUAUGAUAAAAAAUAGUUUUCCGAGUCACCUUGGGCACAUUCCUGCACAAAUCGUGGGACUGUCCUAAAAUCCAACCUUUCUGGAAGGCAAUUAAUACAAGUUUAUGGAAGUUCUCGGACAAACCACCACCUUGCAAACCUGUGCCAUUCCGCCUACAUCACACCACCACUCCAACCGCUAAAUACAAAAGAUCUAUGUCCAUAGGAAUCCUGAACACGGCCAAACAGAUUAUACUCCUCUACUGGAAAAAAGAGAAACUCCCGCCCCUGACGUGGUUUGACAAAAUGGAGGGUUUACGACGGUUAGAAGAGCUGACCGUUGCAUCCCAAGGCCACACACAGGUUUACGCAGACAUUUGGACACAUUGGCUGCUGAACGCUUACCACCCAGUCCUCCAACCACUACCCUUCUCCCCAAAACACAACCGUGGGGUCAGGGAUGAUAUAGGAGGUGUAGGCCGGAUGGAGGGAUAGACCUUGGGUCACUGGUAGUGAGUAGCUGAUUAAUGGAUAGGAUGAGAGGAGCCUUAUGAUAUGUGACGAGGUGGAAGUUGACUUGCCUAUCACGUUAGGGUCAUCACUCAUUCCCUGAUACAUGACGAGACUAGGUUACAAUGGGAAGAAUUAGCCGUGAUCAGUGACUCGAAGUUAGGGCCUGCCCAGGGAUAACUGUUAGGCCCCGGAAGUCAGGGACACCGGUUGCAAAAGAUUAUACCAUCUGAUUACUGGACUGUGCUAAAUAAUGCUGAAGGACUCGAGGGUCCCAGAUUGUAAUUUUCAGGCACUUGCCAACCAUAUCCUAGUCCCGAGACAAUGCUUAUGUUAUAGACAAGGCUUGCUCUAUGAUGGUUGACUAGGCCCAUGGGACUGGGAGGGCGUCUCAGAGUGCAUAUACAAACUGUUUUUAUGCAAACUCUUGGGUCCCGGUUUAUGUCUUUCUUUUCUUAUUUUUGUUGAAGCUACCUCAGCCCUGCACGGCUGUAUGUAAUGUUACUGUAUACCUUCUAAAAUGAUUACCAUUGACACAUCUGUUUUGAGAAUUGUAAAUGCUUUAAAUGUGGUAACUAAUAAAACUUUUCAUUCACACACACAAAAAAAAUAGUUUUCCUUUUUAAUGACUUUCUUUAGUGAAUUACUUUUUUCAGCUAAUGCAAACCUUUUUCCUUCUUAUGUUGCUUAGUAAAUUAUCGAGGAUCAGUGGGCUUUGGACAGGACAGCAUUCUUUCCCUGCCAAAGAAUGUCGGAGAGCAAGAUGUCAAAGAUGUUCAGGUAACUAUGCUCAGUUGUUACUGGUUUAGCCCAAUUGUGACUGAGCUUUUUCAAAUGUUCCGUGUUUAUAGAGUGUGACAAUUUUUUGCACUUUUGCUGUGCAUCUGUUCCACUGUACUUUUCCAUUUAGCAGAUCCAUAUAUAUUCUAUAUUGUUUUUUUUUUGUGUGUGUGUGUGUGUAUGUAUGUAUGUAUGUAUGUAUGUGUGUGUGUAUGUGUAUAUAUAUAUAUAUAUAUAUGAUUUUUUAGGGCUGCUAAUUAUACAGCCUAACCCUAGCUCACUAUACCGAACCCUAUGUAAUCUUUACACUAAGCCUAACAAUGGACUGUUUAGUAGAUUGACCUCCAAGUUGUAUGAUCACUUUGAGAUCCAAUGAAAUCCUAAUUUCUAUGUCUGUUUCCUGCUGCUCAGGACCGGUUCCAUUUAACACCUCUGUGCAGUUAUUGCUGCAAUUAUUCCCAGUGUUCCACCCCAUCCUGAAACCUCUCUGCUAUGAUUUUUCUAAACUUUGCCUUUACAGUUUGCAGUGGAGCAAGUUCUGCAAGAAGAAUCUUUGGAUCCAAACAGGGUCAUAAUAUGUGGAGGAUCACACGGUGGCUUCUUGUCGUGUCAUUUGAUUGGUCAAUACCCAGGAUUCUAUAAAGCAUGCAUUGCUCGCAACCCAGUGACUAACCUGCUCUCAAUGUUUGGAUCAACUGAUAUACCAGACUGGUAAGGUGACAACAUAGCUUACUUAACCACAUCUUUCCUUCAAUUUAAAAUCAAUCUCUUGGCAUGUUAAUAGGUCUUCUGCUCUUAUCUAGGUGUUUGGUGGAAUCCGGUAUCCCUUACUCUUACCAGGCUGCACCGAAUCCUUCUCAAUAUGGGGAAAUGUUAGAUAAAUCCCCUAUCCGAUAUGUCUCUCAGGUAUGUCUUAUGCACAUAGAAGAGAAAAAAUGGGUACUCCGUAACCAGUAAAGAAAGUGUUUUAGAUAUUGCAUUGUUAACGGGUUCGUCGUGUGAUGGAAGGAUUACUGAAGGUAUUGCUAGAUGAUGUGGAGAUAGUUGUAAUUCUGUAAUGAUGGCUCAUUUAAAAUGAAAUGGUACUAGUGAACGUUAUUUUUCUUGAAUAGUGUGUCCUAAUACUUCUAAAUAACAGUGCAAAAACAAACAUUUGGUUGUCUGUCAUUCAUAAAAAUUAGCAGAAAAGUUAUUUAACCCCUUAAGGACACAUGACAUAUGUGACAUGUCAUGAUUCCCUUUUAUUCCAAAAGUUUGGUCCUUAAGGGGUUAAAAAGGUUAUCCCAGGACAGCAUGCACAAUGUCUCAAUAGUGUAUGGUCAUUUAAUUUUUGUUUUGUUUUUUGUUUUUUUUUGCACAAACUGCCAUAGAAACAAACUUACAAUCUUAAACAAAUACACGAGUGAUACCAGCAUAUGCAACAAAAACAUGUUAAUGUAUGUAAAAGCAGCUGGGUAACUUGCAUCAUGAAAAUAAUUUUAACAUUAGUAAAAUCUGGUUGGUUUGGCUUAUUUUUUUAUUUUUUUUUACAAGCAUUGCCAAAAGCAAGAACCGGUCUGGGACCUUUUGUUAAGGAAAAAUUAGUGAGCAUAAAUAUUAGAGAAUCAAACCUUUUUUGGAUUGGAAAAACACCUCAUGUUACUAGAUCACAACAUAAGAAAAAGGCAUUAAAAGUUCCCUUAAGCUUUAAAGUUUCACUUUAGCUUGCUGUAGCACAUACAGUUAAAAAAAUAAAUGUUAAAACAUGUGUGCAUGUGUAUAUACAUAUAUAUUAAAAUUCCCUCGUUUAUUUAAUUUUAUAGAACUUUAACAUGUAAAGUCUGAAGUCUAAGCCAUUUAAACUCAUUGCAUUGAUGCUGUUCUUAGGUUAAGACCCCGGUCCUAUUAAUGCUGGGAGAGGAUGAUCGCCGAGUGCCGAACAAGCAGGGCCUGGAAUAUUAUAGAGCAUUGAAAGCUCAUGAUGUGCCUGUACGGUAAGUACAAGUCACAUACUGUUCAGCUGCUUAAAAUCUCAUUUUGGUUAAUCCUCCUCUACUCACAUGAAGUUGUAAAUCCAAUACUUUUUUACAUGUUCCACUUUCUUACAGGCUUCUUUGGUACCCUGGAAAUAACCAUGCACUAGCCAAGGUGGAUGCAGAAUCAGACAAUUUUAUGAAUAUCGCACUGUGGAUCCAGAAAUGGUUAAAAUAA
Molecule: messenger RNA, 25035 nt
Organism: Pelobates cultripes (western spadefoot toad)
Lineage: Eukaryota; Metazoa; Chordata; Amphibia; Anura; Pelobatidae
Source: the annotation of a GenBank genome assembly